Messenger RNA from Metopolophium dirhodum (rose-grain aphid), 1356 nucleotides. RefSeq lists its product as uncharacterized. NCBI's taxonomy places the organism in Eukaryota, Metazoa, Arthropoda, Insecta, Hemiptera, Aphididae. The record is from RefSeq and is a predicted model, not a curated record.
AUGCAGGAUAAUCCAGUCGACUGUACAUCUCGUGGUCUGUUCCCUUCAGCACUUGUUGACCAUCCCUUGUGGACCGGCCUCUCAUUUCUUAAGGGGUCACCUGAUAAAUGGCCAACAGCACCUACCCCUCGAGCGAACUGCGACAACAACUCGACGCAUCUUGAAGAAAGAAGGCCAAUUGUAUUAUUCGUCAGUGUUGACUCAUGCAAGGACGACGAGUGUCAACGUGGAGGAACUCUUUAUCUAUGGUAUUUAGUUGUAUCUGAUAGAAAAACAAAUGUAAAUACAUUUCGAAGCCUGCUGUCUCCCGAUUUGUUAUUGAGUAAUCCGGAAUUUUCACCAUCUCUCAAAACGACAAAAAUCAUUAAUCAACAUAACUCGCAUAAAACUCAUUCAAAAAUUGAAUCGCCAAGCAAAAACAAUCAUAAGAUCAAAUCUCCAAUAAAGAUGAUAACCCCACAAUUGUUGGCUAAAACUCAUAACCCAACAUUUUCAUUGCCUACAAGAAAAAAUAUUCAAAACAAAUCUCCAAUGAUAAGAUUUUCUCAAAGUUACAAUGAUCAUUAUUUAGUUGUUGAAUCUGAAGUCAGUCCGAAUGUCCGAAGCCUGUCUCCUGAUUUGUUGUUGCGUAGUCCAGGAUUUUCACCAUCUCCCAGGACAACAAACACCAUCAAUAAAAUCAAAAAAAGCCCUUUUAAGACACCUUCUAAAAAAAUUGAAUCUGCGAGAAAACAAUUGUUUGUCAAUUCUGCAACUCGUGAAUUGCCGAAAACAGCCACAAAUAUUCAACAUCAUUAUUGUUCUCCUCACAAAAGUGUCUAUUAUAAGUCGUACGAAUCUUUAGAUAAUAAUUUUAAAAAAAGGAAGCCCUGUAAAACUAUAAAGUCAAAAAAGUAUUUAUCAGAUGAACAAUUCAAAGAUUUCAUGCAACAUAACAUAAUACUUCUAAAACAUUAUAUGAGAAACCUGGACAAAAAACUGACCAUGUUACUUGAACAGACUAAAAAAAAUGAUUCCUACAUCAACGAUAGUAACGAUAAGGAAACUAUUGAUUAUUCACAUCUUGACUGCUUCUUUCCAAUCUGUGAUGAAACUACACUAAAUUCUAUUGAAGAACUAUCUGUGGACAAAAUAUACAAUACUGAAAUGAAAAAGAAGCUGAUAGGACUCGGUGGAAAAUUGGUAAAGAUUUUUGUCAAACGAAUUAUGCAAUUUCUAUUUACGGACAGCCUUUUAAAGUUGUACUCUUUCCAUGGCAGAGGAAAUAAAAAUAAAUGUUUUUCCAAUCUUGCAAUAUCGAAUGUCAUAUUUAGGAAGUUUCAUGAAUAUAUUUUUAUAAAAACUGGUCGUCAAUAA